UCUUUCAGUUUCUCUCAGGUCAGCAGCAUUGUUUCUAAGCAACAUUGUUUCUAAGCAGCAGUCCUGCAUGAAGCCAUAGCCUCAUUUCCCUGGCACACAAAGGAAGACAGAGGCAUGAAAGGAACAACAACAUCAAGAGGGAAAUCCUCCUCAUAAAUACCUGAAGUCAGAGAGGCUCCAAACCCAGAUCCUGAGGCCUAUUGCAAAAGUUGACACAGAUUUGUUCACUGGUAGAGACACUUGGUUCUCUCCUAGAUCCCACUGAGCUUAUGCUACAAUGACAACUAGAAUAUGGAAAGAAAACACCUGAAGAAAAAGAUUGAAAAUCUUCUGGGAGAUUAUGUUGGCAUCAGACUACGAGAAAAAGAAUUUGAUCCAAGAGGACAAAGGCCACCCACCUUUCUAGAUGACAUGGUACAUUACAACUUAGCCCUCAGUGUUGCUUUACUGUGGCUUAGUGACUUGGAUGCUCCGAUUGCACUGACAAGAGAGAAAAUGAGCUUUGCAGCUCGCAACAAAUACACAUAUCCCAACCGAACUGAGAGAGAAGCUAUGAUAUUAUCUUCAUACGCUGGAAUAUUAAUGAACAGCAUUCCCGUAGAAGAGAUCUUUGAGAUUUACAGCAUGAGGCCCUCAGCGACACACUCGCAGAGGUCUGCAAAUGACCAUUGGAUUCAACCUUUCAGGUUCUCCCUGCAUCCAUCUGCCAUGCUGACUGCCCCUGAAGCUGCAGAGUAUGCCUGGAAGCAAAGCAUCAAGUACCAGACAGCAACAGCACAUCAAAAGCAAGGACCUUGUUCAGCAAGGAGAGCUAAAAAGGACCACAAGCAACUAGACCCACUGACCAGAGGAAAGCAACACAUUCACAAAGGAGCUACAGAAGCAAAACAAGGAAUCUCUCCAAGGAAGCCUGGAACAGAUUCAAAAGUGAGGAAUACAAAGGAAGCAAAGACAUAACAAAAAACCUAGACUUCACCUACCUCACUUAGUUGUAGGUCUCUGAUGAUUUGCCUCUGUUAUGUCCAUGCUGUGUUGCCGAAGAACACUCCUCAUUUCCUAGAUGGGCUGUCAACUUUCAUCCUUGUACUGACUCUACC
Manacus vitellinus (golden-collared manakin) is the source of this 1097-nucleotide messenger RNA. It is a transcript of the gene CUNH2orf80, whose product is annotated as chromosome unknown C2orf80 homolog. The transcript is spliced from 10 exons. The record is from RefSeq and is a predicted model, not a curated record. NCBI's taxonomy places the organism in Eukaryota, Metazoa, Chordata, Aves, Passeriformes, Pipridae. The coding region runs from base 292 to 957 and encodes 221 amino acids.